UUUCAGUAUUUUGGGAGAUGGGGAAACUUUAGAUUUUGGAACUCAGUAGUACUAAACAGCUGGGUGCUUUUGAGUUUCGUGUUAUCUUUUUUUUUUUGCCCUUUUGGUUUUUGUUUUCCUGACUUGCGUGAAGUUUGUUUGGUGGUGGGUUUGGUUCUCAAGACUUGAAUGCUUGUGCAGCAGCAGCAGCAUACAAAAGCCUCGCCCUUUGGUCUCUUGUUACUGUUCCUCUGAGCGCUGAAAACUCCUCCUGAUUCCUCAAGCAAAAAACUUGAAUAGAUGGCGUAAGAUUUUGGUUGCAGGUUUUCAAACUUGAAGGGUAAAAAAAUAAUCUAGAAAAUAGGUGUUGUUGAUGUGUACAUGUUAGGUUUGGAACUUGAAGCUUUAAAGGCGUCCAAAGAGGUCUUGGUGGCAUGAAUCUUUAAUUAGCUUUUAAAAGAGGAAAACAAAGAAACAGAGUAAUCAGAAGAGAAAGAUUAAGAAAUAGUGGGGGAGUGUGGUGGAGUCAGAUUUGUGCUUGUGAGUGUCUCUGGUGUAUGAUAAUUGUUUAGUGUUUAAGAGUCUGUUGGUUAUGUCCCCUCCGCUGACUUGGUGCGCCCGGACUCCUUGGGCUUUGCCGCCGACCAAGGAAACACCCUCUUCUUUGGCUCUCUUGCCAUUCAAGAGAACCUUUUCUUAAAUAAUUGCACAAACCCCAUCUUCUCUUUCCCUUUCUUUCUCUCUCUUAGACUGCCUUGGUCCCUGUCAAGAUUCGGUCAUACCCCGCCUUUCAUAGAUAUAACCUCCCCCCACUCUUUGAGAUCCUUCUUUUCUCUCUUGGAGCUCAGGAAGUUGGAUUCUCUGGUCCCCACUUGUGGAGUCUUCCUUUCCAUUUCGAGCAACUCUUCCUCGAUAGAGAUGCAUUCUUAUUGGGUUUGUGUGGUGGUCUUGGUGUGAAGUAUUUGAUCAAGCAGUGACAGGUUGAGUAGUGGGGUAGUUUUGUUUCAAGGAAGUAGAGGAGCAGACCGUUGGUUGUCAAGAUGAAGUUUAUGAAACUUGGAUCGAAGCCGGAUUCUUUUCAAACUGAUGAAAAUAAUGUUAGGUAUGUCGCAACUGAUUUGGCAACAGACAUCAUUGUUAAUGUUGGAGAUUCAAAGUUUUACCUACAUAAGUUUCCUCUUCUAUCAAAGAGUGCCCGCUUACAGAAGUGGGUUGCAAACUCUAAUGAAUCAAACACUGGUGAAAUUUACAUUUCUGACAUUCCUGGUGGCCCUGCUGCCUUUGAGAUAUGUGCGAAGUUUUGUUAUGGCAUGACUGUCACCCUCAAUGCUUACAAUGUUGUUGUGUCUCGCUGUGCUGCUGAGUAUCUGGGGAUGCAUGAGUCUAUCGAGAAAGGAAAUCUCAUAUACAAGAUUGAUGUCUUCCUUAGCUCUAGCAUUUUCCGGAGCUGGAAGGAUUCCAUUAUUGUUCUUCAGACUACGAAGUCUCUUUUACCAAUAUCUGAGGAACUGAAGUUGGUCAGCCAUGGCAUUGACUCUAUCGCUACUAAGGCCUGCAUGGAUAUUUCAAAAGUUGACUGGUCCUAUACCUAUAACCGGAAGAAGAUCCAAGAGGAAAAUGGGAAUGAUCCAAAUUGGAAUGGUGUAAGAAAUCGUCCAGUUCCAAAAGACUGGUGGGUUGAAGAAUUGUGUGAGCUUGAGAUUGAUUUAUACAAGCGUGUUCUAGCAAAUAUUAAAACCAAAGGGGUACUAUCUGGUGAAGUAAUAGGAGAGGCCUUGAAAGCUUAUGCUUACAGAAGGCUGCCAGGUUUCAGCAAAGGUAUGAUCCAGGGUGGAGAUAUGACAAAGCAUCGAUCAGCAGUGGAUGCAAUUGUCUGGCUGUUGCCUGAAGAGAAAGGCACUGUCUCUUGUAGUUUCUUGCUCAAAAUGUUGAAAGCAGCUAUAUUUGUGGAUUCUGGAGACACGACUAAGGGAGAGCUGGUAAGGAGAAUAGGGCAGCAACUGGAGGAGGCUUCUGUAAAUGAUCUUAUGAUACGAGCAGCGGAAGGAGAACCAAUAGUUUAUGAUGUUACUGUAGUCCAAAAAAUAGUAGAAGAGUUUCUAAGGCAAGGUCAAAGUCCAGAGAUUGAAUCACUAGAAGAGGGCAAUCAACUUCAGGAAGUGAGAAGGCCAGGAAUUUUGUCGGAUGCUUCCAAGCUGAUGGUGGCAAAACUGAUAGAUGGGUAUCUUGCUGAAAUAUCAAAGGAUCCCAACCUCCCCUUGUCGAAGUUUGUUGAUCUUGCGGAGAUGGUGAGAGGUUUCUCUCUACCUUCUCAUGAUGGACUUUACCGAGCCAUUGACAUGUACCUUAAGGAGCACCCAGGGAUCAGCAAGAGUGAGAGGAAGAGGAUUUGCAAGCUGAUGGACUGCAAAAAGCUGUCAGUUGAUGCGUGCAUGCAUGCGGUGCAAAAUGAGAGACUCCCGUUGCGUGUAGUUGUGCAAGUACUCUUUUUUGAACAAGUCAGGGCUGCUGCUUCAUCAGGCAACAGCACUCCAGACCUACCUAAAGGAAUGAAGGAUUUAAACAGUGGGUCCCAUGGGAGCUCAAGAUCUGCAACAACCAACACGGAGGAGGAUUGGGAUGCAGUAGCGUCGGCUGAGGAGCUUAGGGCCCUAAAGGGAGAGCUAGCUUCGUUAAGGCUGAGCAGCAGUGUGGGAGCGUGCAACAGGAACGGAGACAGCAAAAGCAGUGUUGACAAGGCGGCAGUAAGUAAAAUGAGAGGGUUGCUCAAGUCGAAGAAGAAGAUUUUUGCAAAGCUUUGGUCAAGCAAAGGGGUACAAGGUGAGAACAGUGGCUCCGAUUCAUCCGAGAGUCUUGGUUCUGCUAAUCCUGAAGAGGCGAAAUCCACUCAUUCCAGAAAUAGGAGGCAUUCGGUUUCUUAGUAGAACUAAUUGACAAGCAAAUAGGUUGGGAAUUUUCGAGUUUCUCCUGAUCUUUUAUGAUCUUAGCAACUAAAAAGAAAAACUGGUUGUGUAUUACCUGAGCAAAAGUGGAGUACAUAUAGUUUGGAAGAAGGGAUUUUGUUGUACUUGCAGAAAAAUUCAGGGGCUGUGAGAAAAUGAGAGAUUUAGCUAAAGAAUUUAACUGCGGUGGUGAUCCAAUUGUCAAGAGUUCCAACUCUCAUACGUAAUUGUGCUCGUCAAAUCUUUUGUUAGAUAUUUUUGCAUGGUAUAUGACUUGUCUUGCAAGAAAAGCAUUUCUCUA
This is a messenger RNA of Malus domestica (apple), 3222 nucleotides long. Its product is annotated as phototropic-responsive NPH3 family protein NPY2. Gene Ontology annotation, molecular function: protein binding. The record is from RefSeq and is a predicted model, not a curated record. NCBI's taxonomy places the organism in Eukaryota, Viridiplantae, Streptophyta, Magnoliopsida, Rosales, Rosaceae.